Messenger RNA from Procambarus clarkii (red swamp crayfish), 1122 nucleotides. Lineage: Eukaryota; Metazoa; Arthropoda; Malacostraca; Decapoda; Cambaridae. The record is from RefSeq and is a predicted model, not a curated record.
AUGGUUCACUGGCGCCCAGGAGGUCACUGGCGCCCAGAUGGUUCACUGGCGCCCAGGAGGUCACUGGCGCCCAGGAGGUCACUGGCGCCCAGAUGGUUCACUGGCGCCCAGGAGGUCACUGGCGCCCAGAUGGUUCACUGGCGCCCAGGAGGUUCACUGGCGCCCAGAUGGUUCACUGGCGCCCAGGAGGUUCACUGGCGCCCAGAUGGUUCACUGGCGCCCAGGAGGUUCACUGGCGCCCAGAUGGUUCACUGGCGCCCAGGAGGUUCACUGGCGCCCAGAUGGUUCACUGGCGCCCAGGAGGUCACUGGCGCCCAGAUGGUUCACUGGCGCCCAGGAGGUUCACUGGCGCCCAGGUGGUUCACUGGCGCCCAGGAGGUUCACUGGCGCCCAGGAGGUUCACUGGCGCCCAGAUGGUUCACUGGCGCCCAGGAGGUCACUGGCGCCCAGAUGGUUCACUGGCGCCCAGAUGGUUCACUGGCGCCCAGGAGGUUCACUGGCGCCCAGGAGGUUCACUGGCGCCCAGAUGGUUCACUGGCGCCCAGGAGGUUCACUGGCGCCCAGGAGGUUCACUGGCGCCCAGGAGGUUCACUGGCGCCCAGGAGGUUCACUGGCGCCCAGAUGGUUCACUGGCGCCCAGGAGGUUCACUGGCGCCCAGGAGGUCACUGGCGCCCAGAUGGUUCACUGGCGCCCAGAUGGUUCACUGGCGCCCAGGAGGUUCACUGGCGCCCAGGAGGUCACUGGCGCCCAGAUGGUUCACUGGCGCCCAGGAGGUCACUGGCGCCCAGGUCACUGGCGCCCAGGAGGUCACUGGCGCCCAGGAGGUCACUGGCGCCCAGAUGGUUCACUGGCGCCCAGAUGGUUCACUGGCGCCCAGGAGGUUCACUGGCGCCCAGGAGGUUCACUGGCGCCCAGGAGGUUCACUGGCGCCCAGAUGGUUCACUGGCGCCCAGGAGGUCACUGGCGCCCAGAUGGUUCACUGGCGCCCAGAUGGUUCACUGGCGCCCAGGAGGUUCACUGGCGCCCAGGAGGUUCACUGGCGCCCAGAUGGUUCACUGGCGCCCAGGAAUAUUGAGACCAGAGUUGUAGCCCAGGAACACGGCCAACUUGGAAUUACAUAA